AUGGGUCGGCUCGACCCGAGUGAUACCACGGCCUCACAGAAAACCAGCGUGAAACAAUUACAGCACUGUGUUUCGCCGUGCUGCGUACCCUGCCCGGCGGCCGCGCCAUGCGCCAUGUCGGCGGGUAUCAAAUCGGGGCUCCGAGACGGGAAGCCUAUCGAUGGGAAACAGGAACAUCCCUGUCCCUGUCGAACCUGCUGCUGCGGGAAACCACCAAUUGUAAAACCAUGCUAUAAACAACCUCGGAUCCCUGAUUCGUAUGCACCGCGACGCUGCUACAUGCAACCGACGGCCCCGGUCGAGUCGUGCACCACGUACAAACUGUCCUAUCUGCCGGUCGACGGGUGCCGCAACUUGCGCGGAGAGGCUCGGAAACCACCCCCUAACCUCGUGCCUAGUUGCGAGCCUAUGGAAGGGAGUACUGUGCAAAAGUUAUCGUAUCUCCCGAAUCCGACCUGUAUAACGCAGCCAAUCCGGCCGUGUCACCACGAUAUGUGGGGACAGGGCCCGAUGCAGAACGUCACCACGCAGCGACACGACUACGUACCGAAGCCCUGUGUCCUUCGAGAGAACUUUAAGCCUGCUCCUAAGUUCCACUGCGUCGAACAACCGUUUGAAAACCGCACUAUAAAUAAGUUGUCGUACCUGCCCCCCGAGAGGAUCGAGCUGACGAAGUCUUUCGCCCCUGAGAGAUGUUACGAGCGCCCAGCCGCCAAGAUGGAGGGUACCACUACUCAGAAGAUGAGCUACAUGCCUAACCAGAUUCUCCCUAAAGAACCAAUACCGUGGGCCUGCAAAGGACAAUAUCAGAAGCCGUGUCAAAAGUUGGACAGUAAUACCACUUACGGAAUGAGUUACUUGGACGCAGCGAGCGACUGCCGGCGACGGGCCAUCAUCCCUGAUAGCUGCACCAAUCCCGUCACCGCGUCCAAGAGAUUUGAAACUCAAACCAUUUAUAAGAACAGUUACCUCCCAGCCAAGUGUCCUAUACCGCAGCCCAUCAAACCGCUUUCGAAUUUGGUACCCUCCACUGCGCAAAUGGAAGGAGAUACGGUACAAAAGCUUUCGUAUCUCCCGAAUCCGACCUGUAUAACGCAGCCGAUCCGUCCGUGUCACCACGACAUGUGGGGACAGGGCCCGAUGCAGAACGUCACCACGCAGCGACACGACUUUGUUCCUAAGCCCUGCGCCAUCAGAGAAUCCUGCAAGCCUGAGCAUAAGUUCCACUGUGUUGAACAACCGUUUGAGAACCGAACUGUGAACCGCAUGUCAUUCUUGGACCCCGGCCGGUGCGCGAUACCCACGUCGUAUGCUCCGAUGAAAUGCUAUGAGAAACCAGCAGCUAAAAUGGAGUCGACGACGACGCAGAAAAUGUCGUACCAGCCGGUCUGCGUGCCACAGCCACAGCGGCCGCCGUGGGCGUGCAAGGGACAGUACCAGAAACCAUGCCAGAGAUUGGAAGGCACAACUAUCUACCGGUCAUCGUUCCUGCCGCCCGGCGAAGACUGCACGGAAUACAUGGACCCCUGCAAGUAUGGUGAUUGCAAACCUUGUGACUGCAUAUGCCCCGCGGAGUGUAUAACAACAGAUCCGUGCGCUUGUAACUUCCCUAAAGCGGCGUGCUGCUAG
This is a messenger RNA of Spodoptera exigua (beet armyworm), 1629 nucleotides long. Lineage: Eukaryota; Metazoa; Arthropoda; Insecta; Lepidoptera; Noctuidae. The record is from the annotation of a GenBank genome assembly.